AUGACUGCAGGCAUUACUCAACCACCGUAUCCGCUCCACGAGUCCGUUAAAGACCUACUGGACCCGGAGUAUGUGGCAUUCUAUAACGAGCAUGUCAUCAAUAACCAGCAGGUGCACCUCCGGCCCGUGGAAGCGUCACGGACAAGUGGUGUCUUGAUUCCCGGUGCGGGUCCUAUGCUGGAGGUGGGUAAGACCCAAGACAUCACUGUUCAGCGACGAGCUACUGCAGGCCCAACAGUACCCAUCCGUUGCUUUACUCCCAAGGGUAAGACGCCUCCUGGGGGAUGGCCGGUGAUGCUGUAUUUCCACGGUGGUGGUUGGGUGCUGGGUAAUAUCGACACGGAGAACGUGGUGUGCUCGAACCUCUGUGUACGAGGCAACUGUGUUGUGAUUACAGUUGACUACCGUCUGGCACCCGAAAACCGCUGGCCGGCCGCAGUCCAUGACUGCUGGGAAGCUCUUCUCUGGCUGAUUGCAGAUGGCCCCGCCGCACUCUCGGUGAAUGUAUCCAAAAUCGCAACGGGUGGCUCCUCCGCCGGUGGGAACCUUGCUGCGAUUAUGACACAUAAGGCGCUGACUCUGUCACCGCCUGUUCACUUCCGAGCCCAGCUUCUGUCUGUCCCCGUGACAGACAACACCGCCACAGUUGAGAACAGCGAGUCAUAUCGUCGAUACGAGCAUACCCCCGCACUCCCCGCACUCAAGAUGUACUGGUACCGCGACCAUUAUGUUCCCAACGAGGCUGAUCGUGCCAACCCAGAGUCAAGCCCGCUGUUCUGGCAGGGUGAUUACUCUCAAUUGCCGCCUGCACUGGUUAUGGUUGGUGAGCUGGAUGUGCUGCGUUCAGAGGGCGAGCAGUAUGCAGAGAAGUUGCAGAAGGCUGGUGUGGCUGUUGAUUUGCAGGUUAUGAAGGGCAUGCCCCAUCCGUUUUUGGCUAUGGAUGGGGCAUUGUCUGAGGGCAAGAGGUGUAUCACUCUGAUGUGUGAUGCGCUACAAACUGCAUUUUGGGCUUGA
This is a messenger RNA of Penicillium robsamsonii, 1014 nucleotides long. RefSeq names its product alpha/beta hydrolase. Gene Ontology annotation, molecular function: hydrolase activity. The transcript is spliced from 2 exons. Lineage: Eukaryota; Fungi; Ascomycota; Eurotiomycetes; Eurotiales; Aspergillaceae. The record is from RefSeq and is a predicted model, not a curated record. Bases 1 to 1014 code for a protein of 337 amino acids.